AUGUCGACCAAGCAGGCACACAACGCAGCCUCGGACUCAUCUGAUGAUGGCAUCCCCGAGCGACCUGUUUUCUCGCUUGCAACCCGGGUGAAGGUGACAUCCCCCAAGAUUUACACCGACUCGUACUCGUUCGAGCUUGUCAUUCAGUAUGUCGGAGACGAUGGAAAAAUCGAGGCGAGUCUUGUAGAUUUCCAAUACAGUGCUAUCGUUCUCGGAAUUUUGCUGAUAUCAGUCGCACAGCUCAAGGGCACACUCGAUCUGAAGCCCGAGAUGAUUGUCAAAGUCACCAGCCUCACCUUUUACGGCGAAGAGGUCGGCCAGUUCUCAGGCAAUAUCACUGAGCCGCCUUUCCGUUUCGAACACGAUGUCGUCCUCAAUGAAACAAAGGGCCUUGUGCGAUUCUUCAUUGAUCAAACUGAGUCGCUGGUGUUCGGCAUUGAUAUCAGAAAGAAGGACGGGACCCACCAGCGCACCAUGAAGCGUAUCGCGUACAUCCAUCAGGAGUCGUACAUUUUCUGA
Messenger RNA from Penicillium brevicompactum, 519 nucleotides. RefSeq lists its product as uncharacterized. The record is from RefSeq and is a predicted model, not a curated record. NCBI's taxonomy places the organism in Eukaryota, Fungi, Ascomycota, Eurotiomycetes, Eurotiales, Aspergillaceae. The transcript has a single exon. The coding region runs from base 1 to 519 and encodes 172 amino acids.